UCAAGACCUGUUUAUACGAGCACGCGGGCAGCGCUCGCCUCCCCUCGGUGACACACUCACACACAGACAGACAGACAGAGAGGAGCAUGGCGAGCUGGCGGACAGCGCACACUUUCUCCCACUUAUCAGUGGGGUCCACGAAGACGACAUGCUUGCGAAUCCUGCGAAUUUUAUUUAUUGCGUUGUUCCAGGUGGCGCAGGCCGACAAACAAGCAUUCAUCCAGUCAGACACAAUUUUAGAGGUCCUGCAUUUUGGGGAAGGAGGCCUCUUGCCAACAGAGUCUGACAUGGAUCUUAAUUCAUAUCAUCAAAAAAGUGCACCAUUGCACCGGGGCAACUGCCGACCCAUACGGUUCGAGCCACCCAUGUUGGACUUCCACGAACAGCCUGUUGGGAUGCCCAAAAUGGAAAAAGUUUUCUUACACAAUCCUAGUUCAGAGGAAACUAUCAUUUUAAUAUCAAUAUCAGCAACCACAGCUCAUUUUCACGCAUCUUUUUUUCAAAAUAGGAUAAUCCCACCAGGCGGUAAUACAUCAUUUGAUGUGGUAUUCCUCGCCCGAGUAGUGGGCAAUGUAGAAAAUACUUUAUUUAUUAAUACAUCGCAUCACGGAGUGUUUACAUACCAGGUGUUCGGUGUUGGUAUACCCAACCCCUACAGACUGCGGCCAUUCAUUGGAGCCAGAGUACCAGUGAACAGCAGCUUUUCACCACUGAUAAACAUUCACAACCCGCACAGUGAGCCACUGCAGGUUGUUGAAAUGUACUCAAGCGGGGGAGACCUGCACUUAGAGCUGCCCACAGGCCAGCAGGGGGGAACCAGAAAAUUAUGGGAGAUUCCCCCUUUUGAGACAAAGGGGGUAAUGAGGGCAAGCUUCUCCUCACGGGAUGCAGACAACCACACAGCCUUCAUUCGGAUCAAAACCAAUGCCUCCAACGAGAACGAAUUCAUCAUUCUGCCAGUGGAGGUGGAGGUCACCACAGCCCCUGGUAUAUACUCCUCCACAGAAAUGCUGGACUUUGGUACGCUGCGAUCACAAGAUCGACCAAAACAGUUAAAUUUACAUCUCUUAAAUUCAGGAACAAAAGAUGUACCAAUUACUAGUGUGAGACCAACACCAUCAAAUGAUGCGGUUUCAGUAGACUUCAAGCCAGUCACGCUGAAAGCAGGCGAAAACCGAUACACCAAAGUUGCAAGCAUCAUUUUUGAUGCCUCAAAGGCACGGAAGCCAUUUCAGUGUUCUGGAAAAAUAACAGUGAAAGCAAAAGAGAAAAGUUACUCCAAACUUGAAAUCCCAUAUCAGGCCGAAGUUCUAGAAGGGUACUUGGGGUUUGACCACACAGCCACCCUCUUCCACAUUCGGGACAGUCCCACAGAUCCAGUGGAGAGACCCAUCUUCCUUACCAAUACCUUCAACUUUGCCAUCCAAAUUCACAACAUCUCCCUUCCUGAAGAGGCAAAGACUAUGUUUGGAAUCCAGAACUUCAGCAAGCCAAUCCUGAUUCCACCCCACGAGUCACGGAACAUCUUUACACUUGGUUUCCGCCCUGUGCGACCCUCAAUUCACAUAGACAGCAACAUUCUGCUCAUCACAAAUGCCUCCAGAUUCCACCUGCCCAUACGGGCUUACACAGGCUUCCUUGAGCCUGUCAUGCUGCCACCCAGCAUGGAGGAGCACUUUCUGGACUUUGGUGUGCUCAGCGCUUCUGACGUUAGCAGCUUGGUCUUUGUGGUCAUCAAUAGUAACCCCAUUGAGCUGGAGGUCAAGUCCUGGCUGGUUACAGGUGAUAGCCUCUCCAUGGAACUACUUCGGACUGAACAGGGCAAUAUAACUGUUGCGAUGUCCAGGACGCGGGAGUUGCAGAACACAUCAUCGUCUGACCAGAAAUCCGUUAUAUUGGCAUCAGGCUAUUACGCUGCAUUCAGGGUCACCCUGGCGGCGAAAGACCUAGAGGGGAUUUAUGAUGGAGCUGUGCAUAUCACAACAGAUUAUGAGAUAUUAACGAUACCAGUAAAAGCAGUCAUAGCAGUGGGAACCCUAACCAGUUCCCCGAAGCACAUCAUCCUCCCACCAUCGUUCCCGGGGAAGAUAGUCCACCAGAGUUUCAACAUAGUGAGUUCCUUUUCCCAGAGGGUGAAGCUCCAGCACAUACGCUCCCUCACGGAGGAUGUGCGCUUCUAUUACAGGAGGCUCCGAAACAACAAGGAUGAACUGGAACCUAAGCGCAAAUCAAAGGUUGCAAAUAUUUAUUUUGAUGCUAGUUUGCAGUGUGGGGAUCAUUGUUAUAUUGGACUGCCAUUUUUAUUAAAAUCGGAGUCAAAACCACAUGGGCUGCUGAUGCAGGAGAGCAUGUGGGAUGCAGAUAUUGACCUGCACAGAACACUUCUCAGACGUUGGAGAGAGCUGAAGGAGAACUCAGGGAGCGAGGUUGAGGCAGUGUUUGAGCUAAACACAGACCUUCAGAAGAAUGUGCAGGCCAAGGUCACAGCCCAGAUGACCUGGCCUUCCAUAAUCAACUCCUCACAUCAGAUCCUCUUCCCCCUGACCAACAUCAACAGUUCUUCUGAGGAGGUGGUGGUGCUAGAGAACCCAGCGGAUGUGCCAGUUUACGUGCAAAUCAUCCCUGUUGCACUGUAUCCUAACCCCUCUAUGUUUGCAGAGAAACUGGCCGACAGACUGACUCUGGGAAAACUGUCCAACAUCAGCACUAACACACUGGAGUUUGAAGUUUACAAAAACCAUACGUCCGUUACAAAGAGCGUCACAGGUUUUGCAGAGGGACAGACACGACCCCACAUCUGCAACCUCCUGCUUCUUCCUCGGGAGGUCAAGUCUUUCACUGUGCGGUUCACCCCUGUCAGCAGCCAUACUGUGGCCUCCCUGCUCGUUGUCAGGAACAACCUGACUGUGCUGGACUACAUGCUGGUCCAGGGCCAGGGUACCACAGAGAGCCUGAGGGUUGCAGGCAAGGCCCCUGGGCCAGGCAGCUCCCUGAGAUUCAAGAUGACAGAGUCCCUGCUCAAAGACUGCACAGAGGAGGUUAAAUCAAAGGAACCUAAUUUUACCCUUCGAAGGACUUUCAAAGUGGAGAAUGUGGGACAGCUUCCAAUUACCAUCCAGUCCAUGGAAAUCAGUGGCAAUGUGUGUGAGGGAUUUGGAUUCAAAGUUCUCAACUGUCAAGAAUUUGCACUUAAACCAAAUGCUUCGAAGGACAUUGUCAUACUGUUUACACCAGAUUUCACGGCCUCACGAGUCAUCCGGGAGCUGAAGCUGGUGACAGCGGGUGGCUCAGAGUUCAUCUUUAUCCUGAAUGCCUCUUUGCCCUACCACAUGCUGGCGCUGUGUGCUGAGGCACUGCCCAGGCCCAGCUGGGAGCUGCAGCUCUACAUCAUCAUCUCCCUCAUUAUGAGCUCCAUGUUCCUGCUGGUGAUCGCCACGGCCUAUCUGGAAGCCCAGGGUAUAUGGGAACCGUUCAGGAGAGGCCUUUCCUUAGAAGCAUCCAGCACUCCCAUGGAGACUGGCAGGCCCUUCGAUCUCAGGGAAAUCGUACGAAUUCAAACUGAUGCAAACUUGAGUGAGUACGGAGACACAAACCACAACUCGACACGAGGAAUGUACAGCUCGGGAGGCCCUGCAUCACGGGCCAGCGGCCGCCAGUGUGCUUCCCAGACCCUUGGCGGCAGCAGAACCACUGUGGACCUGGAGGGUCUGAGGUCCCGGAUGAGCAACAGCAGGGCAUCUAUGCAAGCAGCCUCCGCGUUUGUAACCAAGGGAUCCAGCAGUUCAUCCUCAGGUUUGGGCCCAGACAUGGCAGCCCAGGCUCAGUGCCAGCUCACAAACCGGAGGACACGCAGCACCAGGCAGUGCCACCAAUCCCAUCCACAGCAGCAAACCUCUGGCCCAUCGGAGCAGCUCCCCCACACACCAGCAGUGCCUCCACAACUGCAGAAGCUCCACCCUGACGUAGGAGCCCGCCACAGCUCUGAGGAUUCUGACUACACCAGCCUGCUGGACGCUAUGGAUAAAGACCUGGACCGCCCUGAGUCACCCGCUGUGGAGGUGUUCCAGGAGCAGCCCCCGUCCCCUGAUGGGCAGAGCAAAGGUGCAGCUGUGAAAGGGAAAGUGCAGUCACGGAAGACAAAGGCUCAAAAGAAGCGAGAAGAGAAGGAGCGGCGAAUGAAGGGAAGGAGCCCAGGUGACGAGUUGAAGGAGGUUCAGGCUGAUAAUGAUGACAGCUCCUCCACCACAACAGAGACCUCCAACCCCGAUGUAGAGGCUGCUGUCAAGGAGGAACCUGCAAAGAAAAAAGGUCGGUCUAUUGUGGCAGACAAAGAGAAGGAGGAAGUCCCCGUUUUCCACAAGCCCAGAAACAAGAAACUAGGCAAUGCAAAGAAAGAGGUCCAGACAGAUGCCAAGACCAGUUCACUGGAGCUGCCGUAUGUAACGCCAUUGGAGAACAAGCAGAGGAAGAAUAACCCAGCUAAGGGCCUGAUGCACCCAGCACUAGCCUCUAGCCAAAAGAUGAGGACUGUACCUAAACAGAGAGUGGCUUGUGGGAAGCCAGAGGACUGCCGCCCACCUCCUCUGGGAAAGUUCCUGUCUAAUGGCUUGGCUCAGGAGCCAGGGAACAGCAGCAGCUCUGAGGGAGAGAAGGACUCCCCUCCACCAGAGUGGGACUCUGUACCCCUCCAUAAGAGUAACAGCUCUGCAGACAGCCUUCAGCAGAUUUCCCUACAGACCAUGAAUGCUGACCCCUUCCUGAAAAGGCCCAUCACAGACAUAUCCAGGGCCUGCUCACCUCCCCCUUCCACUCUGGGGACCCGAGGAACAUACAGCAGCGUGGUGAAUGCAAACAGUGAAACAGGCUUAAAGAAGGCAGCAGGGAGCAAGAGCAAACUGACUGCAUCAGCUUCCCUCCCAGGAAAGAAUGGUAACCCCACAUUUGCAGCUGUGGCUGCUGGCUAUGACAAAAGCCCUGGGGGUAGUGGGCUGGCAAAAGGAGUUGCCUGUAAGGCUGAACCCCCAGGGAAGAUGUCCAUCCCUCACACAAUGUCUGUGGAGAGCGACUGCUCUGACAGCUCUGGAUUGUGGAGUCCUACCGAUAGUAUAAAUAGCCAGAACUUCGACCCAUUUGGACCUAACAACACAUUUAAUCUGUCUAGAGUUUUCAAGGGUAUGACAUACUCCAAGAGUCAGGAGACACAGCAAAACUGGCCAGAAUUCAGUUCGGUGUCUUCCUCCAUCUGGGACGUCCCCAGCAGUGACCCGCUGUACUCCUGGCCGCCCAGUUCUGGCUCCCCAACUACAUCCCCUGCAUGCAUCUUGGGCAACACCAGCAGCCUCUGGUCGUCAACCACUCCCUUCAGCAGCUCCAUCUGGUCCACCAGUGGGGACAGCAGCCUUCACUCCCUGUCCUCGCCCUCACCGGCACCCCUCACCGAUCUGAUCGCCAUCCCUGACAGCAGCAGCAGUGCUUGCUCGGCCUUGACCCAGCCUACUAAUCCAGUGCCGGAAAUUGGGCGUACCUACAACCCGUGGAGCGUGUGGCGGCCAACCCUGGGUAGGCGGAGCUCUGAGCCUUGGCCCAACCCUACUGACAAGAGCAGCUGAUGGGCCACACCACCUUCCUAAACAAAACAGGCUAUGUGCAAUUUUCUUUUUUUUUUUUAAAAGACAAAAUUUGAAUGCAGUUACAAGAUAAUAUUGGCAAAAUGUGGUUCAAAACUUGAUACUACAACUAGGUGCUGUCUCUCCAAAGCCUCCCAUAUUUUAUGUAACAGGGCCUAGAACAGAAUUUUUUUUUUU
This is a messenger RNA of Scleropages formosus (Asian bonytongue), 5804 nucleotides long. RefSeq names its product transmembrane protein 131 (gene tmem131). The transcript is spliced from 41 exons. Bases 87 to 5609 code for a protein of 1840 amino acids. The record is from RefSeq and is a predicted model, not a curated record. Gene Ontology annotation, cellular component: membrane. Lineage: Eukaryota; Metazoa; Chordata; Actinopteri; Osteoglossiformes; Osteoglossidae.